Messenger RNA from Orussus abietinus, 2456 nucleotides. RefSeq names its product ABC transporter G family member 9 (gene E23). Gene Ontology annotation, molecular function: ABC-type transporter activity; ATP hydrolysis activity; ATP binding. The transcript is spliced from 12 exons. NCBI's taxonomy places the organism in Eukaryota, Metazoa, Arthropoda, Insecta, Hymenoptera, Orussidae. Bases 1 to 2013 code for a protein of 670 amino acids. The record is from RefSeq and is a predicted model, not a curated record. Gene Ontology annotation, cellular component: plasma membrane.
AUGGCACAUAUCCCGCUGUACGUCUGUUACAUUCAACGAAAAUCACAGUACGUGUACAGCGUCUGCCAACUGAGGGUGUUUUCUUGUUUUUCUUGCAGAGUGGAAAGCUCGGCACUGCAGUUGGUGUGUCCGCUGGAGUCCCGUCCGGUGCAGCUGGUCUUCCGAGGAUUGCAGGUGGUCAAGGAGAAGCGGGCUCUUCUCCGAGAUGUUUCUGGGGUGGUCAAGCCAGGCGAAUUAUUGGCUGUCAUGGGCCCUUCAGGUUGCGGCAAGACGACGUUGCUGAAUUGCCUCUCCGGCCGAGUGGGCCUGGACGGCGGUGAAAUUUGGCUGAACCGCGAGAGGCUUACCAAACGAUGGCGUCGACGGAUCUGUUACGUCCAACAGCAGGACGUCUUUUUUCCGGACCUUACCUUGCGACAGACUUUGGAGUACCAAGCCCGGCUACGACUUCCGGAUACGCUAUCCCACUCGCAGAAGAUGCAGUGCGUGGACCACAUCAUCGAGGUCCUCGACCUCGCCGCUUGCCAGGAUACCAUUAUCGGCGAUUACACGAAACGCGGCCUUUCUGGCGGAGAGAAGAAGAGGACGAGUAUAGCCUGCGAACUGCUCACGAAUCCGUCUUUGAUGCUGCUCGACGAACCAACGAGUGGCUUGGACUCUCACUCCGCCCAGGCGCUCAUCUCCCGGCUGAAGAAGUACGCCGAGCAAGAGGGCAAGACCAUCGUGCUGACGGUCCACCAACCCAGCUCCAGGAUGUUCCACAGCUUCAGCAAGCUUCUUCUCCUGAGUCGAGGUCAGGUCGGCUAUUACGGAUCCACCGUCAACAUCGGCAGGUUCUUCGCCACCAUCGGACUGACCCUUCUCCCGCACUACAAUCCCGCGGAUUUCAUACUCGAACAGAUAAAGGGGCCGGAAGAGGUUCGGGAACGCAUCGUGGCUGCAGCCAGAGCCAUGAGACAGGGUCCCGACUGCCCACCGGAACUUCGUCCAGAGUAUAACCCCAGCCAACAUCCGCUUUGCGACCAUCUCAUUCAUUAUCACGAGCAUCACAUUACCCACAACGUGAAGGAAGACGAAGGUCGUACGCUGUGGCUGGACACCCAGAGUCAUGCCAGCAGUAGCGCGAGCUCCACAGACGACGAUUAUUCCUGGCAGUGGCCCACGAGCUUUUGGUCGCAGUUCAAAGUAUUAUCGGAGAGGAAUUUCCAAGAGGCGCGACCCCGAAUGCUGUCGCGAUUGAAUUGGCUGCAGACGAUAGCUCUGGGUCUUCUGGCUGGACUCUUGUGGUUGAGGCUGCCCAGGACCGAGGCGGCUCUGCACGACAUCCAGGGCUGGAUGUUCUUCAGCACGACCUACUGGAUGCUGUUUGCCCAUUUCGGUGCACUCUCCAGUUUCCCUCCGGAACGCGAGGUAAUCAACAAGGAGCGGCUGUCGGGUUCGUAUCGACUUUCAGCCUAUUACUUGGCCAAGAUGGUUGGCGAGUUGCCGCUCACGAUAACACUGCCAGCAGUCUACCAUAUCAUCAGCUACCCUAUGCUGGGCUUCCAUAGCCCGGCGGUCUUUGUUACGUUGCUAGCGUUCCUACUUCUCAACACGGUCGUGGCUCAGAGCGUCGGGUUCUUCGUCGGUGCCUGCUGCUUGGACCUACAGGUGAGCAUCACGGCGUCGGCUCUGUACACCCUCGCCACGCAACUCCUGGGUGGUUACCUGGCCACCGCCGUGCCGCCCUGGCUGGCCUGGGCCAGAUACGCGAGCAUGGUGCAUUACGCUUAUCAGAACAUGCAGAUCCUGGAAUUCGGCGUCGGAGAGCCGAUCACGUGUUCCCAUCCGAGCAAGUUCACGGAGUGCAAGAACGGGACGACGAUACCCGUGUCGGCGAUCCUGGAGGGCCAGAGCGGUUCCCGAGGGUCCGGCCUGCCCCUCUGGGCGAACACUGCCGUUCUCCUGGCGUUCCUGGUCGUCUUCAGGACCUUGGGCUACCUCGUACUACGUUACUACCGCGUGCCCAAGUGAGCGGACCGACGACCACGUAGUAUGCAAUUUUGUACACGACUUUUCACGGAUCUUUUAUUGUUAAUUAUUAUUACCAUUACGAUGAUUAAUUAUUAAAUUACUUGGCAUACGGGCGGCGCGCCCAACGGGGGCGGUCGGCCCACCAUCCGAGGCCCUCGCAGGACGUCGUCACCUCUCUCUCUCUUUUUACUUCCCGCCUCGAGAUCCUUUUUUUUAUACGCGCGAAAAAAAAAAUUCUUACCAAAUACCUCGGAUCGGUCCGCGAGCGUGCGCGGCCCGUAUGCUCCUUAGUAUUCAGCAAUACAAAGUAAGGUGAGACUAAGAGACUUGACGGAGAAGGCUAUAUAUAGAGAUUUUAUACGAGAGCAGGGCGAAGCGUGGAGAUGCGACGAACGAGACGAUAGGUUGAAUUAUGGCGAGGGAGGAGGAAAGAAAGGAAGAGA